GUCACUUCUUCAGAGCAAAUAAAUAACCAAAAUAAAAUUAACACAAAUUUAACUAGUACAAAGGAAACAAUCCAGAAUAUUUUUAGUACAAUCAAAGUAAAGUGUACGAUUUUUAGAACUCCCCUUUUCUAAUUCCCUCCUUCAUUUAUGGGAAGGCACUAUCAAUCCAGAUGCUGGUCGUUUGAGGGAAUCACCUCACCACCGUCACAUUUCGAUACAGCUAACAGUACAGCUUAAUCCUUGAACCUUAUGUUUACUGCUUUUAGUCGCACCGCUUCAAUCGAUCUACCCGGUCCGCCAGGACCUAAGUGAACAAGUCUUCUUCCCAAUACACCUCAAUCCAGGCUAUCACGAUAUGCAAGCUCAACCACCAAGUCAAGGUAGCAACUACAGUUGAAUUAAUGGGGUACUUACAUUCAGUUCUUCUUGAUAUUUCUAGUCUGUCUGUGUUCACUGAACUAAAGCAAGAACUUGACUUCAUACAUGUAAAGUAAUCACUUCAUUUUGUUUGCUUUACCUCAACUUGACUGGUAAAUCUUUUUUUAUUGAUGAUCAGCAAAAGUACACCACUAAUAAAUGUCAAAAAUAGGAUAAAAUAGAUGUACUAGAGUGUCUUAAACCAAGACGAAACAUAUAUCCAGUACACUUGUUUUCAUAAUUGUUCUGCGACUCAUGUUUGUUAUUAAACGGAAAUACUUCGGAAUUUAAAUCUCGUUUCCUAUUUGCCUAUUGCUCCAAUACAUAAUAACCAAAUGAUUUGUUUGACCUAAGUGAAAAUGGUAACAUCGAUAUUGUUAUUAUUAAUUGACGAUCGCACUGAAAGUCACUAGAAUAGACAAUGACCCAAGUUUAUGAAAUCCGUUACUGUUAUGCAAUCACGUCGUAAAUUAUUGAUGUCAUUUACUGAUUAUAUGGGGUGUUCUUAAAUCAAGUUGUAUUGCAUUGUUCAAAUAUUGUUCCACUAUCAUGAUCGACAUGAUUAUUUAUAUUACGUUUAUGUUAUUUAAUUUGAUAUUGAAACAUUUACACUAGUCAAACAACUUCACAAACACUAUUACUCAUGAUAGCAUUUUAUCUAGAUUGUGUAACACAAUUAGGCUUCUUUCAUUAUUGGUUCCUACUAUAUAUCGGCUUAUAUAUAACUUUAGUUUAAUUCUGUAUAUUUCCCCUGUAGAGCUAUUAAUGAAGAGAAUAAUGAAAUGAAUAAAGUAUUACAUCGUCCAUCUGGUCAGUGGGAUACUGUUCCAAUGGUAGCUAGAAGAUAUAAAACGGACGGUAUCAAUUGGUGCGUUAUCGGUGAUGAGAAUUAUGGUGAAGGAAGUAGUCGAGAACACGCUGCCCUGGAGCCUAGACAUUUAGGUGGUCGUGCAAUUAUUGUGAAAAGUUUUGCACGUAUACAUGAGACAAAUUUGAAAAAACAAGGAAUGCUUCCAUUGACAUUUGCAAACCCAUCAGAUUAUGAUAAAAUUAAACCGUCAGAUAAAAUUUCCCUGUUAGAUUUGAAAAAUCUUCAACCUGGCAAAAACAUAUGGAACUCAAAACGACUGCCAACCAACAUCAAAGUCAGAAUCUUUAAUACGAACGUCAAGACAGUUCUACCGUAUGGAAAUGAAAUGUGGAGAACUAUUACAACCAUCAUCAAGAAGGUACAAAUAUUUAUAAACAGUUGUCUAAGAAAUAUACUGAAUGUCCGUUGACCGGAUGCUAUCAGCAACAACCUUCUGUGGGAGAGAACAAACCAGUUUCGAACUGAAGAGGAAAUAAGGAAAAGACAUUGGAAUUGGAUAGGACAUACAUUAUGGAAAUCACCGAACUGCAGCACUAACUUGGAAUUCUGAAGGGAAACGGAAAAGAGGAAGGCCAAAGAACACACUGCGCUUGGAAUUGGAAGCAGACAUGAAAAGGAUGAAUAGUAACUGGAAAGGAAUGCCCAGGACAAGGUUGGGUGGCCUAUGCUCCUCGACAAGGGUUAACAGGCGUAAGUAAGUAAUAUACAAUCCGUUGUAUAUAAUGCAAAAAGAUAAAUCAGAAGCCGUGAAAUUUCCUGACGUUGUGGAAAAUAAGUUGGAAUUCGUAAAUAUUCUGAAUUGUAAAACUUCAGUUAGUUUAAAAUAUUGUGUGACUAUUAUUAAAUAUCCUUCGUAACUGAGAUCUCCAUAAUCAUAGAUAAUAAUGAAAGCUUAUCAAUCAUGAAUACUCUGCUAAAGUUUGAUCUAUUCAUUUAGAAGUGUAGAAAUAUAGUUUAGAUGAAUGGUUUGUCAAUUAGUCACUGAUAUAUGUGUUAGCCCAAGUUCCUAUAUCAUAUCAGUACAAUGAUUUACAAUUUACAAGAUGAAUUGAAAAAGGAAUUUGGAAUAAUCAUAGUAAUAACUAUAGUGAGAGCGAUCAAAGGUAGAGACAGAAUGACAAAAUAUGUAUCAAAAAGUAUUGUAGGUUAAAAUCGGAUUGAAAUAAGGAGUGAUUGGUUCUGUUCUCUCUGCAACCAAUUGUUUGCUAAAUGUUUUCAAAUUGAAAUUUUUUGAAAUUUGUUCGAUUUAAGGGUAGUUUUACUAACAGAUUAACAUCAACUGUUGAAAAUCUAGAGGCAUUCAACUUCUCGAUAGUUUCAUACUCACAUCACUAAUCAAGCUGAUUAUAACUGUUACGUCCUGCGGUCAUCCGAUUCCACUUGCUGAAAUACUCUGCUUAUUCUCUAGCCCAACUAAUUACUUGAGUGAGAAAACCAAGAAUGAACAACAAGCUUUUAUUGGUCUACUGAAUCCAGAAUAUUUGCACGACUCAUUCAUAGAUAUAUAUCAUUCUCUCUCUCAGAAAGUCAAACCAGAUUGUUAACCAGUAGCGUAUAUGUUUAUUUCCUCAGAAAGUUUAAAUAAAUCUUAAUCUAUCACUUCUCAUUUGGUCUACGUCUGAUCGACCCAGUUUAUCAAUAACACAUACAGUACAUUCGAUGGAUCUUUUCAUGACCAAAAAUUCACAUUGUUUUAAUUUUGAAUGAUGUUUCAAAUGAAUUUAACUUUACUUUAUAACUCUGAGUAUAAAUGUAAUUAUUAAUUACAUAUAUUUUUAAUACUCACACAUGCGAUAAUUUCUUUUAGCCUGUUCGUUGUGUAAUCCACCAUGAAAAUGGUAAAACUGAAGAAGUUCAAUUAUUGCAUACAUUUAAUGAGAAUCAAAUUGAAUGGUUCAAAGCUGGAAGUGCUUUAAAUCGAAUGCGUGAAUUAGGCAGUAAACAACAUUAAAUUCUGUCUAUCAUAUAACGUCUUAUACUUACUACCUUCCUUUUGAGAUAGUUGCUAACCAAUUUUUUUAAAAAUUUGUUUACUUUCUUUAUUUGGUUUCUUUGUUUAUUCUUCUUGAAUGAACUUCCUUUUCAUUCAACUCAUACAUUUCUAUUUCUAUGCUGUUUUGUAGUCAUAUAUAUCAGUUAGCUAUGCAAUUUAGUAAUCUACAAAUUACGCAUUUUCACAUUAAUUUAUUCCCUCCCAAACUAUCCCCCACUUUCUCCCUCCAUAUUGUUUUGCAUUAGUAGAGUUUGAUAAUCAGUCAAUUGUCAUUUCAGAGUUUAAAAUAGUCUUGAUACUAUUUACAUAUAUCUAUUGAUUGUUAGUUUGCAUUUUCUCAAACAUACGUGCAUGGAUCCAUACAAACAAGCGUACAUAUGGUGACCUAUGAAAAUGGAACUACUUGUGCAACGUAUCGUUUUUUUUUCUCUGUUUUUUUAUAGACAGUGAAUAUUUGUGUUCAUUGUUUAAAAUAAACAACUUGAGCUUUUGUGAGUAAAAUGUUACAUAUGAUUAACGGGAAUGGUUUUGGAGAAGUAAAUUACUCAAUCCUUUUUUUAAUUGUUAUAUCUUGUGGCAUUGUGCCCCUAUCAAUGUGAUGGAAUGAUACCGCCAAUUACAGAAGAGUGAUUUAUCGACCGGAGCAGGGACGCGUAAACGCUUACGAUGAGUCUAGUGUUCUUAUCGAUCCUUCUUCCUGCCUAGCCCUGCCUGUUGAGUCCAGAACACCAAUCUCAGCUUCUGCUAUAUGAAUCAUAUAUUUCAAACAUACUGGGUUUAUAUACAAACCAAAAAGACUACAUCGUACCAUAAAAUAGAAAACAACAUUUGUACAUGAUCUAACCAAAAGUGGCUGUGAAUGUGAGAGACUGUAAUUAAUGGAAGAACAUGAAUAUCCAUAGUUUAGCUACUUAACAGUAAUGCAGUAAAAAUUUAGGUAUCGUAUUUGUCCAUAAAUAGUUCUCAAAAGUUACCAUUCAUAAUUCUCGUCAGGAUAUAGCACAUACCUUUCCAUUCUGUCUUUUCAAACCAUAUUCUCAAGAUUCAGUUCUUUUUAUCUCUGCUACUACAUUAUUUCGAUAUUCUUUGUUAUUUGCAUAUCGUCGUGUUGAUCUGUUAUGGUAACUUGAGUCAACGCAUAUCUAAGUCAGGCUCUGUUUUGAUCAUGUCUAUCUGUCUAUUCUAUGAUAAAAGUACCUUUAAAUAAAAGAUACACCUACAAAAGUCAUCUUAUUUUUCGCUUAUAUAUUCAUACUGGUUAACAUCGAUUUUGGAAUACGGUGUAUCUUAUUGGUUAAAAUUAAACUGAAUCAAAACGUUCGUGAAAAUAAUUACCAAUUUUUAUAGAUCUUAAGUAAAGAACCGAUUAUUUUUAGACCACCAUUGAAAACUAGGAAGCGCUGGGUGGCCGUUUCAUUCCAGUAUGGGACUCCUCAACAACACGUAUCCACUCCCAAGCACCUGUAAAUCUAACCCAGCAGCUUCGGUCUCGUAUGAGAAACCAGAACCUCUAGACCACUGAACUGGCACCCGAUGGUUAUUAAUGUACAACCCCAAUAAAUUCAAGAUAUUGCGUGACCAUCUAUUGUCUGCCGUAGUUACCUGUCUCACACCCAACAUUUUGGAACUCUACUGGUCACCGCUUCUGUAGGAAUUGAAUCUAGGGAUUGCCCCGAUCUAGAAUUUAGAUAUUUUCUUAUUCUUAAAGAAAUAAGUAUUACAAACCAAAUUAAAUGGAAAAUUGGACCAUUGAAUUGCAGUUUACUGAACUAAACAUUAGGUGCACUUUAGAAUGGUUGGGCUCUAUCUCGAAAUGAGGUCAUCGCUGAGCACUACUGCAAAUUCAGAAACUAGGGCAAAAAAGCUGUCCAGUAGCCCAAGCUUUUCCAACUGAUAUCAAUCCACCACGAAAAGCGCUAACAUAUACACAAACUAAAUUCACUUGAUAUUGUUUGUUUGUAUCUUCCCAUUGUUAUUUCGGACUGCAAUUUAUCAGUAUAUUGUUGGAAUUUGUGCCCUGGAUUCCACUGCUAUCCACUAUCCAUUUUGAUUAUAUAGAGCUCAGUUAAAAAUGAUUUUGCAAAAAACCAGAUUAGCAGGAAAUAUUACAUCUAUUCUAUUCUAAGCAUUUUCUCAUAGAUUUUCAAGAGUUAGUGUUGCGCAUGCGGAGGAAUAGACCAAUAAUUAUCAUGUUAAGUCCAAUGGUGUCCUUGGACUUUAAAUGGACAUUUCCUACUGGUCGAUAUCUGUUCACUUGUUGAAUAUUGUACAGAAUGUUGUUUUCUAUUUUAUG
Schistosoma haematobium is the source of this 5574-nucleotide messenger RNA. RefSeq names its product aconitate hydratase. Bases 1200 to 1697 code for a protein of 165 amino acids. Lineage: Eukaryota; Metazoa; Platyhelminthes; Trematoda; Strigeidida; Schistosomatidae. Gene Ontology annotation, molecular function: 4 iron, 4 sulfur cluster binding; aconitate hydratase activity. The record is from RefSeq and is a predicted model, not a curated record. Gene Ontology annotation, cellular component: cytosol; mitochondrion. The transcript has 3 exons. Gene Ontology annotation, biological process: tricarboxylic acid cycle.